Messenger RNA from Rhineura floridana, 2490 nucleotides. RefSeq names its product vomeronasal type-2 receptor 26-like. Gene Ontology annotation, cellular component: membrane. Gene Ontology annotation, biological process: G protein-coupled receptor signaling pathway. The transcript has 5 exons. The coding region runs from base 1 to 2490 and encodes 829 amino acids. Gene Ontology annotation, molecular function: G protein-coupled receptor activity. The record is from RefSeq and is a predicted model, not a curated record. Lineage: Eukaryota; Metazoa; Chordata; Lepidosauria; Squamata; Rhineuridae.
AUGAACAGUGACCAAGGAUUUAAAUGUGUUUUUAUUGCUGCUGUUGUUUUAUUAAACACUUAUCAGUCUUAUUACAGUUCAGUGCCAAAGAACUACCAGCACAUCCUGGCCUUAGCAUUUGCUGUGAAAGAGAUCAAUGAGAAUCCAAACAUCUUACCAAAUAUCUCUCUGGGGUUUCGCAUCCUCAAUAGCUACUAUAGUGCAAGAAUGACCUAUAAAGCCACCCUCAGCCUUCUUUCCGCGCAACAUAGAUUUGUCCCUAACUUCAAAUGUGACAACCAGUACAACCUGGCAGUUCUCAUUGGAGGUUGUAUCUCUGAAAUUUCUGCCAAUAUGGCGGUCAUUUCAGCAAUCCACAAGACUCCACAGCUCACUUAUGGAUCAUUUUUGCCAGUGCAGGGUAUUAAAAUGCUAUUCCCAUUUUUAUACCAAAUGGUCCCAAAUGAAGCCAAACAGCACAUAGGAAUUGUGAAGUUACUUCAGCAUUUCAGAUGGACGUGGAUUGGGCUUGGUGCUGUGGAUGAUGACAAAGGGGACAGAUUUUUAGAGACAAUUUUACCAAUACUUUCUGAGAAUGGUAUCUGUUAUGACUUCAUAUUAAGACUAGCAAAAUGGAAUUAUCUAGAUGAGAUGAUACGCUUGGCUUUAGAGAACUGGGAAAGUUAUGCAGUUGUCUUUGAGAGAAAAGUCAAUGUAUUCUUAGUUUAUGGAGAGCCACCAUCCUUUCAGGUUGCGAGAAUAUUGCUGUUUAUAGCACCUGUAAUGGGAUGGCCACCUCUGGGUAAAGUGUGGAUUAUUACAUCCCACUGGGAUUUUGCAUCAGUGUCCAUUCAGAAGGAUUGGAAUAUAGAAACCUUCCAUGGUUCCAUAUCCUUCACAGUUCACUCAAAUAAACCAUUAGGGUUCCGUAAGUUUAUUCAGAUGUUACAUCCUUCCUGGGCCAAAGGAGAUGUUUUUAUACAGGACUUCUGGGAACAGGCAUUCAGCUGUUCAUUACAAAUAUUUAAGGGUCAGGAGGAGAAGCAGAAGAAAACAUGCACUGGGGAGGAGGAUGUGGAGACCCUUUCUGGGAUUUUGUUUGAAACACACAUGACUGGCCACAGCUACAAUGUUUACAAUGCUGUUUAUGCUGUGGCACACGCUUUGCAUGCCAUAUACAAAUCCAGCUCCAAACAUAGGGGAGAAAGAGAGAGGUUGUCCUUUCAGAAUGUGCAACCAUGGCAGUUCCAUCACUUUCUAAGGAGCAUCAUAUUCAACAACAGUGCUGGAGAUAUUGUGCACUUCGAUAAAAAUGGAGAACUAGUUGCAGGUUUUGAUGUUACAAACUGGAUGAUCUUUCCCAAUGGUUCAGUAGUGAGAGUCACAGUUGGAAGAUUGGAACCUCAGGCUCCUUCAGGCAAGGAGUUAAUUAUUAAAGAUGAACAGAUUGUGUGGCAUCAAAGCUUUAAUCAGGUGCUGCCUGUUUCUCUGUGCAAUGACUACUGCUAUCCUGGUUACCACAGGAAAAAGAAGGAGGGAGAGAAAUUUUGCUGCUAUGAUUGUGCUCCAUGUCCAGAAGGGAUGAUCUCUGGCCAGAAAGAUAUUGAUGCCUGUCUCAGUUGUCCAGAAGACAAGUAUCCCAACAAGGUCCAUAGUCAAUGCAUUCCCAAAGUUGUAAGCUAUCUCUCUUACAAAGAAAAUUUAGGGAUCAUCUUGCUUAUGAUGGCUAUUUCUUUCUCCUUGAUCACAGCUUUAGUACUCAGAAUUUUUGUGAAGCACAAGGACACUCCCAUUGUCAAAGCCAACAACCGGACACUCACCUACAUUCUCCUCAUCUCCCUCCUCCUUUGCUUCCUCUGCUCCUUGCUGUUCAUUGGACAGCCUGGAGAGGGUAUCUGCCUUCUCCGACAAACAGCCUUUGGUAUCAUCUUCUCUGUGGCCCUUUCCUCUGUGUUGGCAAAGACCAUCACUGUGGUUCUGGCAUUCGUGGCAACCAAACCAGGAUCCAGCAUGAGGAAAUGGGUGGGGAGAGGACUGACAAAUUCUAUUUUCCUUUCCUGCUCAUUCAUUCAAGCUGGAAUUUGUGCUCUUUGGUUAAGUACUUUCCCUCCAUUCCCAGAUAAGGACAUGCACUCAGUGAAUGAUGAAAUCAUACUCAAAUGUAAUGAGGGCUCAGCUUCUAUGUUUUACUGUGUCUUGGGCUAUAUGGGUUCCCUGGCCAUAAUAAGCUUCAUUGUGGCUUUCCUCGCAAGGAAGUUACCUGACAGUUUCAAUGAGGCCAAGUUCAUCACUUUCAGCAUGUUGGUUUUUUGUAGUGUUUGGUUGUCCUUUGUACCAACUUACCUGAGCACGAAAGGAAAAUACAUGGUGGCUGUGGAGAUCUUCUCCAUCUUGGCUUCUAGUGCUGGGUUACUGGGUUGCAUCUUUUGCCCUAAAUGCUACAUCAUUGUGCUAAGACCUGAGCUAAACAACAAGGAGCAAUUAAUGAGAAGAAAAGAUGAAAGAAUAUAA